This is a messenger RNA of Rhizophagus irregularis DAOM 181602=DAOM 197198, 567 nucleotides long. NCBI's taxonomy places the organism in Eukaryota, Fungi, Glomeromycota, Glomeromycetes, Glomerales, Glomeraceae. The record is from RefSeq and is a predicted model, not a curated record.
AUGAAAAAAAGUAAAAACCAUAGUAAUAAAGAAGCUGCUGAAUCUGCCGAUAAAGAAGUUGUAGUAAUAAAUAAAAAAAAAAGUGAUGAUAAUGAUGAUGAUGAUGAUGAUGAUGUGGGUAAGACAGAAGAUCAUAAAAAACCUAAAGUAUUUCAAUCAAAGUCAAAUUUAGAAAUAAUUGCUUGGCUCGUUGACCAUCCAGAAAUUUUAAGAUUGGUACUAGAAAUGAACAAAACGGAUGUUGCUAUCUCAUCAUCCAAUAAAAUUAUGGAUGUAAACGAAAGUGUCAAAUGUCUUUUUUUACAUGCGAGAAGUCCAUGUGGUGAAGUUUUUGAUGAAAAUAAGUUUAACCAAAUUAUUUUAACUUCUGUAGAAGAAUUUAAAGAAAUAAGAAAAAACAGCACAUCUACUGAAAGUUUAUCUCAAAAAAAACUUAUAGAUUAUGUUGAUGAAGAAUUUGUCCAAAAGAUGUUAAGCCGACAGCUUGUAGCUGUUAAUAUUUCAGAAUUAAUAAGAAAUGGAGGGUUUAAUAUCUUGGUUGAUUUCGUAAGAGAAACCUUUAUUUAA